Molecule: messenger RNA, 471 nt
Organism: Myxocyprinus asiaticus (Chinese sucker)
Lineage: Eukaryota; Metazoa; Chordata; Actinopteri; Cypriniformes; Catostomidae
Product: myoD family inhibitor domain-containing protein 2-like
Source: RefSeq, a predicted model, not a curated record
AUGUACUGUGACCGUGAGGAUGAAUAUGAAGGCCUUUCACCAAAAGGAUCAAAAUCCAGUUUUCAUGAAGAUGACCCACAAAUUAAUUGGGCUCUUAACACAUCAACUCUGCAACAAAUUGCCAUUAAUUCCAUAUUUUUCACUUACGGUGUCCUCACAUUUCUAGACCUGUGUGCAACCCUUCUGUUGGCCUGUUUGUUCUGCAAGUUCUGGGAUUGCGUGCUGGCCAUUGGAGAUGGAUGUCAAUACUGUAUGGCCUCUAUCUGUUCAACUCUCUGCUCUAAAGCAUGCUGUUGUGACCCUUCCUCUUUGGAGGACUUUAUAGAUUUUUGUCCAUGUUGCAGCUGCACUGAUUGAGUCGAGGCAUGCCGCUGUAGUACCACAUUUGACUGCUCCAUUUGCGAUCUCUGUCUACAGACCACAGAGUGUCUGGAAAUCGGCAUGGAAAUGUCUCAGCUAAUGUUUCAAUAA